Molecule: messenger RNA, 1256 nt
Organism: Cimex lectularius (bed bug)
Lineage: Eukaryota; Metazoa; Arthropoda; Insecta; Hemiptera; Cimicidae
Product: odorant receptor 49a-like
Exons: 5
Coding region: 61-1194 (377 amino acids)
Biological process (GO): sensory perception of smell; detection of chemical stimulus involved in sensory perception of smell
Cellular component (GO): plasma membrane
Molecular function (GO): olfactory receptor activity; odorant binding
Source: RefSeq, a predicted model, not a curated record
UUAUUAAAGUAAUCGACAUAAAUUAUCGAAUCGGUUUCUCCAAUUUCUCAUACCCGAAGGAUGGAGUCGACAGAGAUUGACGCUUUUAAAAUCCUCAAGCGGUACUUGAAGGCUUACGGCGUAAACAAAACAAGCGGAAAUAACGUUUUAAAAAAAAUCCAUUUCUUUUUGGUCGUGUUGAUCUGCCUGAUCGGUUUGUUCGGCUUCGGCAGAGGUGCAAUUUACGCAAAUCAGGAGUUAUCGGAUCGAUGCAUUACGAUUGUAACAACGUUCUGCUCGGGGUUCGCCGCUGUCAAAAUUACCUAUCUAUACUGGAACAUCGACGACCUCAACCUUUUGAUGGACUCUCUGAAGAGCUACAACCCGGACACUUUUGUCACAAAAGCUAUAAGGAAGUUGUUGACAUCUUAUUCCCUGAUGAUGAGCGGGAUGAUCCUGCUUUGGGUGUGCACGCCGUUGGUCUUCCUCCAAAGGAGGAUUCCCAUGUACUUCUCCGCUCCAUGGGAAAGCGAAUCCUGGCUCGGGUUCAUUACCGAGUACAUCUUGGCGAGCGUGUGCCUAUUGUGCGAAGCACACAUACACACAAUGAUGGAUAGCUUUGUCAUGUUGCUUUCGUUGCAAAUAUCCCACAGGCUGUACUUACUGCGGCUUAGUCUUGAGCACAUCGGGUCCAGCGGGAAGAGCGAGAUGGAGGGGAUGGAGGGUACCAUUUACAAAUCCAACCCUUUGACAACAAUUCAACUCUGCGUUGACGAACAUGUUUUUAUCAGAAGAUUGAUGAAAGCGUACGAAGGGCUGGUCUCUGUCGUCUUCCUCUUCCAGGUCUUGAUCUCGACAGUCAUCAUCGGCAUUGUAAUCUUCUCAGUUACUACGCUGGAAAAAACUGUAAACGAGAUUAUCAAAUAUGUACCAAUAUUUGGCCUCGUUUACAGCCAGAUAUUCUUGUACUGCUGGUCCGGUGAAAACAUUUCAACACAUUACAACAACCUUAGCUUUGCCUGCUAUUCGAGUAAAUGGUACCAGCUGCCGGUGACACACCGCAAGCAGAUCUUGAAAUUCCAGCUUAACUCGACUAAGCCGGUAAAAAUCAGGGGUUGGUACAUCACCGACAUGGCACUGUCAACAUUUCUAGCUAGUGUGCAGCAGUCCUGUUCCUACUUCAUGAUUCUUUAUCAGUUCGUUCUUGAGAAGUGAAGUAGAAAAAUGUAACUAGUAAAUUGUAGGAAAAUUUAAUAAAACAUCUUACCAGCACAGAA